CAGUGGUUUCAGAUUUGACUGGUGUAAAAUAAUUUGCCUAAAUUCGUAUUUACUAAUCUAACCAUACAAUUUUCAUUAUUCCUGGAAGUCGUGCCUGGAAUCAUCAAAUAAUUGAUAAGAAACAUAAAUUAAAAUGUCUGCAUUUGAAGAAUUCGGCGUUUUGCCUGAAAUCGGCCAAGCUAUCAAUGAUUUAGACUGGACUUUGCCAACUGAUAUUCAAGCUGAGAGCAUCCCUCUAAUCUUGGGUGGUGGUGAUGUUUUGAUGGCUGCUGAAACUGGAAGUGGGAAAACUGCAGCCUUUUGCUUACCAAUUAUACAAAUAGUCUGGGAAACAAUUAAGGAUAUUCAAGCAGGAAAAGCUGCUAAAACUAUUACUAGUUCAGGCCCAAUAUGGAGAAUGUCAGUUGAAGACAGAGGCAAUGCAAUUGCUAUCUCUCCAAAUGGCCUCCGCGUACAAUCCCGCGAGCAACGUGAUUGGCAUGGCACAAGAUGCACAAGUGGUGUGCAAAGUGGCAAGUGGGCAUUUGAAGCUAUUGUUACCGAUGAAGGACUGUGCCGUGUCGGCUGGUCCACGUUAGCAGGGAAUUUAGAUUUGGGUACUUGCCGGUUUGGCUUUGGUUUUGGAGGAACCGGUAAAAAGUCGAAUAACAGACAAUUUGAUGAUUAUGGUGAAGCAUUUGGAAAGAAUGAUGUUAUAACAUGUCUACUAGAUUUGGAUCGCGGCGAAGUAUCAUUCAUGAAGAACGGUAAAGACUUUGGUAAAGCGUUUGUUAUGAAUAAACAAGUUACCAACUGCUCCUACUUUCCUGCUGUGGUUUUAAAGAAUGCGGAAAUGGAAUUUAAUUUUGGUGAUAAACCAUUAAAAUAUCAACUUCCUAAUGGAUACAAAGCAAUCAGUGAUGCGCCAAAGAACGUACAAGUUCAAAAUACUAAUGGCAAAGCGGCUGUUGCUAUUAAACUAGCAAAUAAUGCUCCUCAAGCUAUUAUUAUAGAGCCGUCUAGAGAACUAGCCGAACAAACUUGCACACAAAUUAAAAACUUUAAAAAGUACAUAAACAAUCCAAAAAUUCGCGAGUUGCUACUUAUUGGAGGUGUGAACGUAAAAGAGCAAAUCAACAUUUUAGAACAUGAUGGAGUUGAUAUUAUUGUGGCAACGCCCGGCCGACUUGAAGAUUUAAUCCAGGCAGGGCAUUUGUCACUCACGAACUGUAGAUUUUUUGUCUUAGACGAAGCUGACGGUUUGUUGAAGCAAGGAUAUAAUGCAUUCAUUGAACGUCUGCAUCGUCAAAUGCCAAAAGUGACUGCGGAUGGACGUAGAUUACAAAUGAUUGUCUGUUCUGCAACACUACACGCCAUGGAAGUCAAAAAAAUGGCGAAUAAGUUAAUGUACUUCCCAACGUGGAUUGAUCUCAAAGGAGAGGACUCUGUGCCAGAAACGGUUCAUCAUGUGGUGGUGAAUGUGGAUCCUCAAGCGGAUCGUAGUUGGCAGGAAUUGAACCGUCAUAUAAUUACUGAUGCAGUCCACAGGAAUGACAAUGUUAGGCCUGGUUGCACUACACCGGAGGCUUGGAGCGAGGCAGUCAAAAUUCUAAAAGGGGAAUAUUGCGUGCGUGCCAUUAAUGAGCAUAAUAUGGAUAAAGCACUGAUUUUCUGUCGAACCAAAACCGAUUGUGAUAAUUUGGAAAAGUACUUUAAUCAAUUAGAUAAGACGCGAUAUUCUUGUGUGUGCCUGCAUGGUGAUAGAGCACCAGCAGAGCGUAAGAAUAAUUUAGACUGUUUUAAAGCCGGGAAAGUUAAGUUCUUGAUCUGUACUGAUGUUGCUGCUCGUGGCUUGGAUAUUACUGGACUUCCUUUUACAAUUAAUGUUACUUUGCCUGAUGAAAAAUCCAACUAUGUUCACCGCAUUGGUCGUGUUGGACGUGCUGAACGUAUGGGUUUAGCUAUAAGUUUGGUAAGCACUGUGCCAGAAAAAGUUUGGUAUCACGGUGAAUGGUGUAAGAGUCGCGGUAAAAACUGCUCCAAUACCAAUUUGACAGACCAAAAAGGUUGUUGUAUUUGGUACAAUGAGAGACAAUACUUGGCUGACAUUGAAGAGCACUUAGGUGUGACAAUUCAACAAGUCGAUAAGGACAUUAAAGUGCCGAUGAAUGAGUUUGAUGGUAAAGUAAUUUACGGUCAGAAACGCAAGGCAACCGGCAGCGGUUUCGAGAGUCAUUCACUUCAAAUGGCGCCGGCUGUCGCACAAUUAGCGAUGUUGGAGCGUGAGGCGCAGUUGAUUUAUUUAAAGAGACAUAUUCAAGGUAUGUAAUAGUCAAUAUAUUUUGCUUGGAAAGUAUCGUAUAUUUUAUAAUUUUUAUUUCAACCUUAAAUCUAAUCAACAGUGUAUUUUUUAUCUUCAAGAACAUGAUUUAAGUCUUUUGUUUUAUUUUUAAUAAUCGGAAUUCUACUAUGAUGAGUGUUCUAUCAAUAAAAACAUGUUUUUAUCCAU
This is a messenger RNA of Dalotia coriaria, 2488 nucleotides long. RefSeq names its product ATP-dependent RNA helicase Ddx1 (gene Ddx1). Bases 134 to 2308 code for a protein of 724 amino acids. The transcript has 9 exons. Gene Ontology annotation, cellular component: nucleolus. Lineage: Eukaryota; Metazoa; Arthropoda; Insecta; Coleoptera; Staphylinidae. Gene Ontology annotation, molecular function: RNA helicase activity; protein binding; ATP binding. Gene Ontology annotation, biological process: rRNA processing. The record is from RefSeq and is a predicted model, not a curated record.